AUGGGUCUCACACCCAUUCGCAUUCGGGGCAAGCGAAAAUAUCCAUCUAUAAACAAGCCAUUGCCUCUAGCCAUUUCAGCAUCUACGCCUGGCACCCACGACAUCCGUCCUCUCAAAAAGAUGAGACGCUCGCUAUCCAAUGUUCUCGCUUCCCGGGCAACACGAUGGAGACCAACUCUUCAAGCUCUUCCCGCAGAGAUUCUCGAGAGCAUAUUCCUUUACAGCGCCAACGUCGCUUUGCCUGGCGCCUCAUUGCUCAUGGGCGCCAAGUUAUCUGGACGUGCGACUCUCAUAAGAUUCCUUAUUUGGGCUUUUCACGAGACCUGGGAUCAAUCAUUUGGAAAUAUUUCGACCAGCGCGGAGAAGGACAAGAGUGAUGUAAGCGGUGAUCGGCAGCUUCAGUCGACGAUAUUAGAUCUGCCAUGGAUCAGUGCUGACUUUAUCGUCCAAGCGCAACAGGCUUGGGCAGACACUUAUGCCAGGAACCGUCAUUACGGCCAUUAUCUUCCCCGGUUGGACGCAGAAGGUGACCCCUUCAUGUAUAGUCAUGACCACCAGUUCGAAGGCGGUGUCGGACACUUCAAGUCCAAAGAAUGCUUCGAAGCUGAUUAUAAGGAGAUUCUAUCCUGGAAACCGUUUGAGAAGGUCGGGGAAUGGGGUGGAUGUGAUAUUCACCCAAGAGUACGCAUACCCACAACCCUCAUCACCGGGCCAUGGGAUGAGAAGGGAUUGCGACUUCUAUUUUGGCUCCGGCGAGCUGGAAGAGUAUACGGGGUUGAGGAAAGUGAAGCAUCUUGGGAGUUGCAGGUGGAUUGUCUUCGAAAUGCAUUCAUCGAUGCUUCUGAGCCGAGCGUUCUCAUCACGAAUCUGUUUGACCUCACUUCGCUCUGUCGUGGCUUGCCCCGGGACGUUGCCCGGGAAGAGAGGCGCCGAAUCGACCAGCGGCUAAAAUGGGGCGGAGAUGGUAUUGUCGCCAAAGAGAUUCUUCGGGAAGUCCACAGCAGGAUCGGAAUGUUCCACGAUGGGUUUGAUGCCCCAGGCUGA
Molecule: messenger RNA, 1044 nt
Organism: Fusarium coffeatum
Lineage: Eukaryota; Fungi; Ascomycota; Sordariomycetes; Hypocreales; Nectriaceae
Exons: 2
Coding region: 1-1044 (347 amino acids)
Source: RefSeq, a predicted model, not a curated record